AUGACACCUGAAGAGCAUGCGAGAUUAGAGACCUUGAACCAAAUCACGGAUUCUGUUUUUAAGCAAUCAAUCUCCAAUGAAGAAAAGUUUCGGUCUUUGAAGUUAAUUGUCUUUCAAGCUCUCCCUGCAUACCAGUUCAAAGACAUUACCGAUUCGUACCUCAAUAGUAUACUUGUUAAAGUUUUAAAAUGCUUAGACUUACUAGCUAUUGAACUGUAUUUGGAACUAAUCGAGAACAAACUUUAUGAAAAGAUUAUCGACGUGAUCUUGCCCUUUCUGGAUCUUCAGUAUGUUCGGGUUGAGGUGGGCAUUCAAGUCAAGGGGAUAAUAGUGACAAUAAUCAAUCUAUUUCAUGAAAAAAUACGAAGCCCUUUCCAUUGUACUAUGAUUAAGGAAUUCCUUUACAGAAAUGUAUUUGAGUUCAAUUUGAGCUCUUUGUUUGCUCUUUUUACAAGUAACCAAGGUCUGAUCACUGUUGACCAUCCCAUUCAUGAAAUUGUUCAGGAUAACAAUAAGAAGCUCAGCAUACUGAGUUCAUGUGUCACAUUGAUUCAGAUUUUUUUAGAACCGAAGUACAGUGAAGUAUUAGGCUUAGAAGACAAAGCAUGGGAGCUGGAAAGUUCAAUUCGAAAGGUCUUUUUCUGCCUGGAUUCAUUUUUAAACAGCUUUAAGCAACAAACUGAAAAACUAAUAGAUAUGCCCGUAAACAAGUUCAUUCAUGUACUGGACUAUUAUACAUCUAUUUUAUUUACGUCCUUGUUGAAAUACUUCAUCGAGGAUUUGACAUUUCCUUCUUCCAAGAGGUUCUUGCUGUUAUCCAAAGCAAGGGAAUAUCUGCAUGGAAAUCAUUUACAGCAGUUUCCAAAACUUCAAGCUAGUUUGGCCAACUGUUUAUUGAAACUGCUAUAUCACUUGGUCGGCCAAGAUGAUGUUUUCGUGAUGAAAAAAUCAUUGAACAUCUCACCAGAGUGGCUCCUCAAGGCUGAAUUGUCGUUGGAUCCUCUUCUAGUCCAUGUCUUAAAUGUGUGUUCACUUGUUUUUGAGUACAAGUCUUCGGACUCUUUUUCUUUUACUAAAGAUCAUGUUCGAAUCCUAUCACAACCGACUACUGUUUCCAUUCACCAGCUCAAGCUUCAAAUUUUAACCUCUCUGAUGGAAAGGAAUACCAGCAUAGAUGUCAACAGAGAACUACUCCUUUGUAGAGACAAUGAAAUUGUCUCAGUAAUGCCACCUUCUAAUGAUAUAUCUAUGUUGUUAGAUUCCGAAGUUUUAUCAACCGACGAGCAAAUGUCAGCUUGGCUAAGAUUAGUUGUUUCAAAUUGUAACCUCGCAACGCUUUCAGGUCUGGAGAUGAUUUAUUUGAUUCAGAGUCUGGGAAAAGCUGCAUGUAUCUCGGCUCAUGAUUUCAAUUUUCCACUUGGACGGUGCAAUAAAUGUGACACUGUUCGGCGGGAUUCUUCCCAUCCAAUAAAAUAUGUUUCAUACUCCAGACCUUCCUCCAAUUCCAAUCACAAUAUUUCCACUAUACUGAGCCUUCUCCAUCAGCUACUGGAGCUUGACUCUGUUCGAAAGAGUGACGUUCACACAUUGAAUCUGCUCUUAUCUCUUAGGAGAGUCUUUACCUCCUAUCAGCCGCCGCCAUUGACAAACAGCUGCGUUGUAUGGAAGUUUAUUUCGUCGGCAACGACGCACAACGUCAGAGAGAUUAGACUGUUGGCUGUCACUUUACUUUCAUUCUAUUUCAUAACUCCUCAAAACACACAAUACAACAACACUUUUCUCAAAAUUUCAACCUUUCUGGGCCAGAUUACUCUUUCAGAUUCAAAUUCGUAUUUGACUGAAUCCACGGUACUGGCUUGGGCACAACUGGCACUUGUGUCAGGGGUUAAUGAGCACCUAUAUGUGACUCUGAUGAAAUUGAUAAACUAUGUCGGAUCACAAUCCCAGAUUCAAUCAACAUUGGCUAUCCACUCACUAAAGACAAUUGCAUACAUUCAAGAAAAAACUCCGUACCAACUAUUGUAUCCCUUUUUGCCAAAGUUUAGUGUUAUUGUGGUGAAACAGCUCAAGUCUAGACCAAUGUUGGUAGACAGUUUCACCAAACUUGUUUCACUUAGUUUACAGGCGUUCCUCAAGAGAACCCAAGAAUACACAGUGCCUUAUGUUUUGCAAUCCUACAAACAUGACAUUAUUGGAAUAAUGGCUCAUGAAUUGCAAACUUCAAAGCCGGAAUUAAUAGAGACUCAUCUGCCACAGAUACUAGGCUAUUUGCUAACGAUCAACGAUCCGACCUUAGAAAGCGACAGAGUCAAAAUUACUGCAAUUUUGGGGAACAUAAACGGUCACUACCGAAAAAAACCAUUGAAAGACUUGCUCAAGAUUAACUUUGACUAUGAGUUUGCAUGGGCAGUUCUUCAAAAUUACUCCCCAGAAUCACAGAACGAAAAAAGUGUCCGUAGAGCUUUGAUUUUCAUUGCAAGAACCACUUUGGCAAAUAAGUCAGAGACGUUUAAUUUUACGGAAGAGAAAAUUUUGGAACUAUUUUUUGACAAGACUAUACUGGCUAUAAUGCAGUUGUUUUCUUUCACCAUCAACAAUCUAAAAGGUAUACAGCCGGAGCAAAGUAGAUUGCAAGCUCUCUAUUCUAUUAACUAUUUGAUAGAGCUAAGCGGUAGUGCUUUAGUGUCUUGUCUUCCUCAAAUCAGGACGUCUUUACAGGUGUCCAUUAGCAGCAAGCACCUACAGCUUGAGUCGCUGGAGUGUCUGAAAAAAUUGAUAGUUUUACUAAAGGAUAAGGAUCUCUAUUUGAUUUUGGAUUUUGUUGUCUCACUCAUUGUUUUGAAAUACGAUGAGUUAGACGAUCAAAGCAAGAAUGUUUGUCAAAGUAUCAUGGGCAUCUUAUACUCUCAAAAAUUUGAUUCUCUCAAAAAGGAACUUACUAACUAUGUUUUUUCCCUGUCUUCAAAUCAGCAAUUUGUAUCUACCGUUUUGAAAACUAGAAUUGACCAUCGUGCCCCUUCACUACAACUUCUGUCAGAGUUAGCAAAGAGGUGCAACAAUGAUAAUAAAUGGGUCGUUAUGCUUGCUUUGGAUAGCAUUGAAAGCUUUUUAACAGUUUAUGAUAAGUCCUUCCAUAGUGAAGUUGUUUAUCGGAAAAAGUUUUCUGAGUUGGCUCCUCUACUUAUUAAAACACUUUUGAAUACGUCUUUCAAGUUUCGUUUCGAAGAUAAAGGCAUUGCUAGUAAGUGCGCAAAAGUGAUUGCCAAGAUCGGUCUGUUGGAUAUCCCACGUAGCAAUCACAUUUCCAAAAAGGAUUCUUCACGUGUAAUUCUAAGGUUUAACUUCUCAGACACCAGAGAAAGCAUUCGCUUUGUUCGAACAUUUAUUGACAUUAUUUUGGUCAAGGCAUUUUCUGCUUCUGGAAACCCAUCAAGACAAUUGUAUCUUGCAUACAGUAUACAAGAGUAUCUCAAGUUUAUGGGCUUAGAGGAGGUGGACAUAAGUUCUUUGGAGGAGAAGGUGGGAAAAACGAGUGAACCAGAUGUUAAAUUACAGCUUUGGAAUGGAUUUUCGGAUAUUUCAAAGGCAAUAAUAGCACCAUUGCUUCAUUCAAAAUAUACCCUACAGUUUCAUUCUUAUCAUCCCAAGGAGUAUCCGAUUUUUUCUCUUCAAAAGACACAUUCUCAAUGGCUAACUGGUAUCGUUGAUGAUCUCCUCAAUAGAAGUCAAGGUAAGUCUGGAAUAUACCCUCAUGCUCAACACAUAUUCUUUAUCUGUACUUCAGCAGUGCGUGGCGGAGAUCUUUCUGUUUGUGAGUUUAUUCUGCCGUACAUAUGGUACAGCAUCAUAGCUUCAGGAGAUGAAGAAUUGGUCGAACUUUUGUUCUUAGAAUCUUUUGCUAUAUUAGACACAAACAUUGAUGAUCUAAGAUUUGAAAAUGCACGGGACUCGUUGAAAGCAUGUUACCAAACUCUGUUUGAUGUUUUUGACUAUUGUCGGGAAUGUGCUUGUGUUAACAAGCACGGGUUUAGUCCAUCAAGUAGUAGCAACAGCAGAAGAAAAUACAGACAAAGUAACUCACAGAGGUUAGAAGGUUUCUUAUCUAGAUUUCCACAAGAAUUAUUGGCCAAGAGAUCAGCCCAAUGUAAGUUUAAUGAACGAGCUAUCCUUCACUUGGAAGAAAGCUAUAGAGCUAAGAAAAUCCCAAAAGAAGAGUUUAUUUCCACCAUUCAGUCCAUGUAUGCUGAAAUCGAUGACAUUGAUGCAUUAGACGGUGUAUUAAGAAAGUAUUCUACCGCAAGUCUUGAUAAUAAACUGGCCCAAGUUGGGUUCAGCGACAAUUGGUCUGUAACGCUGGAAGCGUUUAAGACCUCCGCAGAGAAUGAAAUACUGCACUACGAUAAUAAUUUUAAGAACAACACAAGAUUACUCAAGACAUUACUAGAACAGCAUUAUUAUUCCUCAGCUUUGGAAAAACUCAGUGCCCUUAUUUCUCAGAUGGAUUGGAAACCAAGCUCCAUACCCACAGAAUGGAUAUCAAUUGGAUUAUUGGCUUCGGUGUUUUCAAGAAGUAUUGAGGAUACAAAAAGGUGGGUAGUUAUUAUAGAAAAGCACCCAGAAACUUCGGUUACCAAUUCGUCUGAGCUGCUUUGUAUUUAUGAAACAGCAAAAGCCUUGAUCAACCUACACGACAAUAAAAAGGACGCAACUCUCAAGUCUAUAGAGAGGGCUUUUGGAUUUUACUCAAUUCAGCUAUGGAAUGUAAACAGUCUGUCAUUGAUUCGAAAAAGGGACCUAUUUACACAACUUCACUGUCUUGAAGAAUUGCAUCAAAUUGCUAGCUCCACGAAUAGAGACAACUUUGAACUGACCUCUACUGUUUUAGAUUCAAAGAUAGAACACGCGGGGCAUAAUUUUAGUGCUCUUUGGAGUAUAAUUAGUACAAGAAGAGUGGUAGAAGAAAAUCAUCCUAAGAGCUUUGUGAGAGAUGAUUUAAGAAAAACUUGGACUAAAAGUGCUAAGAUUGCUAGGAAGUUUGGUCGUCUUGACCUAGCUAUGAGCUCAAUUGUCAAUGUUAUGUCCUCAAACGACCUAGAUUCAAAUCUAGAGUAUUCUAAAAUUCUUUGGGCUCAAGGCGAGCAGAUUAAUGCAUUAAAGCUUGUGGACAAGAUUCGAACAAGUGACAUUCCAAUGGCUAAAAGAACAUCGGCUAAGAUACAGUUGAAAUAUUCCAAAUGGUUAGAUCAAUCAGCAAAUGCAGGAGCUUCGUUAAUUAUAAAUGAGUACAACGAAGCUAUAAACUUGGAUAACUCCUGGAAUAAACCUCAUUAUCAUCUUGCCAAGUUCUACAACAAGCUGUUGGAAUCCAACUCGAACAGAAUGAUCUCCCUCAAUUCUGAGAUUGAGCAGUCUUCUAGGCACAUUGACGGCUUUUAUGAAGUCAUGGUAGUGAAACACUACGUCAGCUCAUUACUUGGAAGUCCUAAGUACGUAUUUGAAGUACUUCCGAAGAUGAUCACAGUAUGGUUGGAUUUUGCCGCAACAUAUAAACAAAGAGUGAUUCCUUCUGGCUUUAAACCUGAGACCAUUCACAAAAAACUAGAGGAGAAUCGUGCAACCAUACAUAAGUCAAUCAGGUAUGCAUUAGCCAGUCUUCCAAGAUACUAUUGGUAUAUUGCAUUGUCGCAGAUGAUCUCGAGGGUGUUACAUGGAAAUUCGUCGACAAAGAAUCUAUUGAUUACUAUAAUUGCCGAAGUUGUCCGCUAUUAUCCUCAAAGGGCUAUUUGGUCCGUAUUUUCCGUUGUGAGUUCUAUGGAUAAGGAGAGAUCAGUCGUUGGGUCGGAGAUUGUUGAAAAAGUGAAAACGUCUAAAUGCAUUUUGACUGAUGUUAGCAAUUAUGGUGAAUUAUUGGACCAAUGUUGGGGUGUCAUUGAAAAGUUCUACAAUAUUUGCAAUUUGUACGUCAAAGCAGAAAGAAACUCCACGCUUAAGCUACUCACUGAUUUUAAAUUCCGCACUUUGUCUAUUAAUUGCAACCAUUUGGUACUGCCGAUCAAAACAAAUUUUAAUAUUGUGCUCCCAAAUUCGGGGUCUAAUACCAACAAAUCCAAUUCCUCCUUCCCCGCAGAGAAUACUGUCAAGUGCCAUUUAUUUGAGAAUAAUGUUUCCAUUUUAUCAUCUUUACAGAAGCCGAGAAGGGUGUCAAUAUGGGGAGAUGAUGGAGUAAAAUAUUCGAUUUUAUGCAAAGCCAAUGAUGAUUUGCGAAAGGAUGCCAAGAUGAUGGAGUUUUCGAAUGUCAUUGAUCGUUUAUUGAGCAAAGACACUGAAUCAGAAAAACGUAGCUUAUCUGUCUUAUCUUACGCUGUUGUGCCACUAAACGAGAAACUGGGACUUAUUGAGUGGGUGAAUGACUGUUCCACUAUGAAGUCUGUUCUGUUUCAGUAUUACCAGAGUAAAACGGAUGGAGUAAACUUCACGUAUCUGAAAAAUAUGCUGGCCCCUGAAAAACCACUAGAGGUGAAACUGCGGAAUUUCGAAGAAGUGUCGAAAAAGUAUCAACCCUAUUUACGACAUUGGUUCAUGGAAGAGUUUCCAGAUCCUGCUCAAUGGUACCAUGCUAGAAGCACUUUUACUAGAUCGACAGCAGUAAUGUCUAUGAUUGGAUAUCUAACUGGUCUAGGCGAUAGACAUGGAGACAAUAUUCUCAUUUCGCAUGCUACAGGUUCAGUUUUGCAUGUUGAUUUUGAUUGUCUUUUUGGUAAGGGUGAAACACUACAAGUGCCAGAGCGUGUUCCCUUCAGGUUGACGCAAAACAUGGUGGACGCGUUUGGUGUUACAGGCUGUGAAGGCUCAUUUCGAAAGGGAAGUGAAGUAACUCUUGCAUUGAUGAGAAACCACGAGUCCCUUUUAAUGAACACCCUGGAGACAUUUUUGUACGACCCAAUUUUGGAUUGGGCAAGUGGGCAGAAAAACAAGAAGAACAAAUCAAUGAUGUAUAAUGCAGGCCCUGAGGUUGCUAUGGCAGUAAUUCGAAGAAAAAUUAGAGGAAUACUGGAUGCAGACUCUAUGCCUUUGAGUGUAGCUGGGCAGGUAGAAGCUUUGAUACUUGAGGCCACAUCAUCAGAAAAUCUAUGUCAAAUGUUUGUUGGUUGGAUGCCAUUCUUAUAA
This is a messenger RNA of Komagataella phaffii GS115, 7167 nucleotides long. RefSeq names its product Genome integrity checkpoint protein and PI kinase superfamily member. The coding region runs from base 1 to 7167 and encodes 2388 amino acids. Gene Ontology annotation, molecular function: protein binding; protein serine/threonine kinase activity. The transcript has a single exon. Lineage: Eukaryota; Fungi; Ascomycota; Pichiomycetes; Pichiales; Pichiaceae. The record is from RefSeq and is a predicted model, not a curated record. Gene Ontology annotation, cellular component: nucleus. Gene Ontology annotation, biological process: DNA damage checkpoint signaling; protein phosphorylation; telomere maintenance.